Molecule: messenger RNA, 1507 nt
Organism: Lecanosticta acicola
Lineage: Eukaryota; Fungi; Ascomycota; Dothideomycetes; Mycosphaerellales; Mycosphaerellaceae
Source: the annotation of a GenBank genome assembly
AUGGUGACCCAGCCGAGGAAUGGUGCGCCUAUCAUCAAGGAGAUCACUCCGCGUCCACACUCCGAGGAUGGCCCCACGGUGCUGAUUGUCGGUGCUGGCACUUUCGGAACCUCGACCGCAUACCAUCUAGCCAAGACAUACAAAGAUCCUUCGAAAGUGACGGUGGUCGAUCGCGCCCCUUCGCCGCCGAAACCAGCAGCCGCCAUUGACAUCAACCGUGUGAUCCGCACAGACUACCCGAGUCCUCUGUAUUGCAAUCUUGCGCAUGAAGCUAUUCAUCCCUGGUUCUGGACGCAAGAGCUAGGCCCAUUUUUCCACAAGGUCGGGUGGCUCUAUCUCAAUGAAGACGGCAGCGAUAUCUCCGAACGUAUCAAAACCACAUUCGAAGGCCGUGGCUCGAACUGCGCAGAAGAUGUGCCAUUGCGACAGCUAGAAACUCGCUGGAAGGGAGUCUUGAAAGACACUGAGAAACAAGGCUUCAAUGAGGCAUAUUUCAACCCCGAGGUAUGGACACUACGUUUCAUCAGGAGGUGAUCGUGGCUAAUAGUUGUCUGCGCCCAAGGCCGGCUGGGUAAACGCUUCUGGCGCCACUGCGAGAUUCAUGGAGGCAGCCGUUAAGAUGGGCGUAAAACGGGUGACUUCCGAAGUUCGAGAAAUCCUACUGGACAUCACUGGCUCACGAGUCAAGGGUGUACGCACCGCUGAUGGCGAUGCACUUACCGCGGACAAGGUGGUACUGGCGACUGGUGCAUGGACAAGCUCUCUACUUGCGCCUGUGGAAGACGCGUUGAACAUUCCAGAGCAGGAUCGCAUCGAACGCCAAGCAAAGGCUACCGGGACCGUUUCUGCCUACUACAGUGUCAACGAUGAAGAGAUUGAUCAGCUCGAGUGUGCUGAAACCCCGGUAGUAGUCUACGGGGGCAACGGCGAAGUCUUCCCGCCUUCCAAAGGGAACAGGCUGAUGAAGUUCUCCAACUCCAAGACGACGUUCACAAACACCGUCACGACGGAUUCCGGUCACAAGAUCUCUGUACCUUUGCAAGAUCAAUCAUAUGUGCCCGAGUCGCUCAAACGACAGACAAAAGAAAUCAUGGCUGACAAAGUCCUCCCAACUUUCGCCAAGAACAAAAAACCAGACUUCUGGAGAGUAUGCUACGACGCGCAAACUCCCACCGAGGACUUCUUGAUGUGCAAACAUCCUCACGCGAAACUGGGCAAUCUUUAUCUCAUCACAGGCGGCAGCUUCCACAGCUACAAGUGAGCUUCUUGAAACAAACCAAAAAAAAACAGACAUGUACUGACAAUGUCUUAUAGAUUCAUGCCAAUCAUUGGCAAGUACAUGCUCAACGUCCUCAAGGGCGAGAGCAACGGUCCGGAGAAAGACCAGGCUUGGGCGUGGAAACAGAAUGUAAACUGGACUGACGUCCGCGAGUUCGGAUUGCUCAGUGGCAAAGCUGUCGCCAAGCGAGAGCUCAAAGAUCUUGAGAGUCCUCUGGCGAAGCUUUGA